Messenger RNA from Prorocentrum cordatum, 2466 nucleotides. The record is from the annotation of a GenBank genome assembly. NCBI's taxonomy places the organism in Eukaryota, Dinophyceae, Prorocentrales, Prorocentraceae.
AUGUCGCAAGCUUUCUCGAUCAAGAACGCGCUGGAGGCGUUCUGGAGCAAGAACACCCCGGAGGAGAAGGACACCCUGAAGGGGAAGGAGGUCACCCGCAAGCGGCAGACGUCUCAGGCGCAGCAGUCAGAGUCGCCUGGCCGGUCCGAACCCCGUGCUGACGCCCGCACGUCUGGCACCACUGGCGGGCAGAGCGGCCGCGACGGCCCCCGGUUCAAGCCGUACAUCCGUGGAAACAAGACGUUGCUGUGCCUCUUCUUCAACUCAAAGCGCGGUUGCCGAUAUGGGGAAGAGUGCAAGUUCGUCCACCAAAAGGCCAAGCCCGUGCAGAUGCGGGCGCAGCGGGAGCGGAGCCCUUCGCGGAGCCAGCCUCCGAGCAGCUCGAGCCCUGGGGGUCGUGGCAGCCCGCACGGACGGCCCGGCCGCAGUGGAGGCGUCGUGACAGGCAGGCGCUCCCGCAGCCGCCGCAUCGGCGGCCGAGCGCGCGGCAGGGGGACCAACGCAAGCCCCGGGCUGGAGGCCGCCAAGCGCCAGGUCCUCCAGGAGCGCAGGCAGCGUGCCCGCAGCGGCACCAGCAGCACCAGCAGCGCCAGCAGCGCCGGCUCGCGCCGGCGCCAAUCUGGCGCGGGCAAGGGCAGCCGCAGGGUGAGUCGCAAGCGGCGCGGGUCCAGCAGCAGCAGCAGCAGCGGCGGGGCCCAGCGUGGUCGCAGUGGCAGCAUCCGCAGGGACGGCACCGCCCAGGCGCGCCGCAAGGCGGCAGCGCCCGCCCCGCAUGCCGCGGAGGCGCCGGCGACAGCGAGGGCGCUGCCCGAGGGCAAGCCCGAGGGGGCUGGGGGCGACAAGAAGGCGAAGGUGUCGAAGUGGGACUUGGAGCCGACUGCCCAGAUGAUGAAGGAGCAGCUGGAGGUGCAGAAGAAGUCCUUCUUCGGGCUGGGCGGCGUGAAGACCCGGGAGGUCUACGUCGGGAAUCUGCCGUAUAACGUGGUCCAGCCAGAUCGGCUCCGCUUGGCCUUUGUGACCCUCUUCAGGGAACUCCCAGCAUACCAGGAGACCUACCCAGACGUGGCUGACCCCAUAGCAGUUCUCACGAUGGGGCACGCUGGAUCGGGAUCGUAUUCGUUCGUGGAGUUCCGUGAUCCAGUCAUGGCGAGCACCGCAAUGUUGUUCAGCGGUUUCGAACUGUGCGGCAGGAGCCUUGGCAUCGGGAGGCCAGGAGCGUACGUGCCUCCUCCGGGCGGCGAUGCCAAAGCCUUAGACGUGACGCCCCUGCGGCAGCGCGGGCUGCUGCCAAAGGCCCCAACGAACGCGAUGUACAGCCAGAAGGAGGCGAAGCUGCGUGAGCUGUACUUUGGCAACCUCGUCCGCUCGAAAACGACCCCAGAGGCCAUCCAGAAGCUCGUCGACCCCGUCGCCCAGCAGCUUAAGGAGUGGCGGGCGGAGACUGGGCCGGCGAUCACCAACAUCAACAUGUGCGCUGAUGGCGCUUACGCCUUCGUGCAGUUUCAGAGCAUAGACUUGGCCACAAAGAUCAUGCAGAUCUUCGAUGGCCAGGAAGUGUUCGGGAGGCCUCUCAGGAUCAGGCGUACGAACACCUACGAAACAGAGAAGGCGAAAGCCGGCCCGCUGGAGCAGCAAGCCAUGGAAGCCUUGCAGGCGAUGAUGCCCGACAAGGUUGCCUCGACAAGCCGUGUGGCGCCCUUCCUCAUGCCACCGCCGCCCCCUGGACCGCCCCCCAAUACCGUCACGCUGCCGCCGCAGCUGGAGGUGGCACCUGCGCCAGCAGAGGUGCAGGCGCUGGGCGAACGCCAGCUGCUGGAGUCGAUGUCAAUGACGGCGCAGGCGGCUCUACGCGCGCCACCGGCUGCAGAGGCCGCAGAACAUGCGGCCAACAGGGCACCUGCGCCCCCCACGGCCAUGCCGCCGACCGAUCCACUGGCCAUGCUGCCGCUGCCUGGCGCCCGCACCUUGGUCACAGUGGCUCCGUCGCCGCCGCCGCCCGGAGCGCCAAUGCAGCUGCCCGAUGCGACUGCGCACUCGACCGCAGAGGCGCCGCCAAUCCCCGCCGCCGAGUUUGCCAAGGCCGCCCCGCGCGAGGCCACGUUGGCAGAGCCGCUGGCGAUGUCGUCUCCGACCAGGGCUCCCGAGCAGCCCGCUGCGGUGGAGGCGCCGCCGCCGCCGCCCAGUGAAUCGACGCAGGCGUUCGCAGCGGCGUCGCCAGCGAUCGCCCCGCCAACCACCACCUCCACGCAGGAGGUGCCGCAGGCGAAGCUACCGCCGCAGGCAGCAGCACCGCAGAUGCUCGCUCCGCUUGCUACUACUGUGCCGCCCGCCACAGCGCUGGCGCCGCCAAUCACAGUGGAGACGCCGCAGAAUCCAGACACUCUCCACGGGAUGCUACAUGGGGAGGGAGCGGAAGCGGAAGCGAGCGUCUCGCCGCCGCGGCUCACUUCUCCUACGGCCCUCUGA